UGUAAGAUAAUUUUUUUUUUUUUUUUAAAUAACUUGUGGAAAUGUUAUCAUCAGUGAAACGGGGGAAAAUCACUAUGCUUGAACUUCUUUUCAUUUUAAUGUUGCUCUUUUCCGGACCAACCCUGAGCAAGCUUAGCAGGACCAAAGGCAAACACUGGAAGGGGGGAUCCCGUCUCCGUCAGGAGGACUUUCCACCACGGAUUGUUGAACAUCCUUCGGAUGUGAUAGUCUCUAAAGGAGAGCCAACAACUCUGAACUGCAAAGCUGAAGGAAGGCCAUCUCCUACUAUUGAGUGGUACAAGGAUGGAGAGCGAGUAGAAACGGACAAGGAUGAUCCGCGCUCCCACCGCAUGCUGCUUCCCAGCGGAUCUUUAUUUUUCUUACGUAUCGUGCAUGGACGGAGGAGUAAACCGGAUGAAGGAAGUUAUGUUUGUGUGGCAAGGAACUAUCUUGGAGAAGCUGUGAGCCGCAACGCAUCUCUGGAAGUGGCAUUGCUGCGGGAUGACUUCCGCCAGAACCCUACAGAUGUUGUGGUGGCAGCUGGAGAGCCUGCCAUAUUGGAAUGCCAGCCACCUCGUGGACACCCUGAGCCUACCAUCUUCUGGAAGAAAGAUAAAGUCCGUAUUGAUGACAGGGAAGAGCGGAUCAGUAUACGUGGUGGGAAGCUGAUGAUCUCCAACACAAGAAAAAGUGAUGCCGGCAUGUACACUUGUGUUGGAACAAACAUGGUGGGGGAGCGAGACAGCGAUCCGGCAGAGCUCACUGUCUUUGAACGGCCCACGUUUCUCAGGCGACCGAUUAACCAAGUGGUGCUGGAGGAGGAGGCGGUGGAUUUCCGGUGCCAGGUGCAGGGGGAUCCCACACCCACAGUCCGGUGGAAGAAAGAUGAUGCAGACUUACCGAGAGGAAGGUAUGACAUCAAAGAUGACUACACUUUGCGCAUUAAGAAGGCGAUGAGCACAGAUGAAGGAACCUACACAUGCAUUGCUGAGAAUCGAGUUGGAAAAGUGGAAGCCUCUGCUACCCUCACUGUGCGAGCUCGCCCCGUUGCUCCCCCACAGUUUGUGGUGAGACCACGAGACCAGAUUGUAGCCCAGGGUCGAACAGUGACUUUUCCUUGUGAAACUAAAGGAAAUCCCCAGCCAGCUGUUUUCUGGCAAAAAGAAGGAAGCCAGAAUCUACUCUUCCCAAACCAGCCUCUUCAACCCAACAGCAGGUAUUCAGUGUCACCAACUGGGGACCUCACUAUUACCAACAUUCAGCGGUCUGAUGCAGGCUACUACAUUUGUCAAGCACUGACGGUUGCUGGAAGCAUUUUAGCAAAAGCUCAGCUGGAGGUUACUGAUGUCUUGACAGAUAGGCCUCCACCCAUCAUCCUCCAGGGGCCAGUCAACCAGACACUGGCAGUGGAUGGGACAGCUUUGCUGAAGUGCAAGGCAACUGGUGACCCCCUUCCUGUCAUCAGCUGGUUAAAAGAAGGAUUCACCUUCCUGGGCAGAGACCCUCGAACAUCCAUACAGGAUCAGGGGACACUUCAGAUUAAAACUCUGCGGUUGUCUGAUACUGGGACUUACACUUGCGUUGCUACAAGUUCCAGUGGGGAGACAUCUUGGAGUGCUGUGCUGGAGGUGACAGAAUCUGGUGGAGCAACAGUCAGUAAAAAUUAUGAUAUAAACGACCUCCCUGGACCACCAUCCAAACCUCAGGUCACUGAUGUUACUAAGAACAGUGUCACCCUGUCCUGGCAACCAGGGACCCCUGGAAGCCUACCAGCUAGUGCAUAUAUCAUUGAGGCUUUUAGUCAGUCUGUGAGCAAUAGUUGGCAAACAGUGGCUAACCACGUGAAGACCACUCUCUACACUGUGAGAGGACUGCGCCCCAAUACAAUCUACCUGUUCAUGGUGAGAGCUAUCAAUUCACAAGGUCUGAGUGAUCCCAGCCCCAUGUCAGAUCCUGUCCGAACACAAGAUAUCAGCCCACCAGCACAAGGUGUGGAUCACAGGCAAGUCCAGAAAGAACUGGGAGAUGUCAUUGUACGACUGCAUAAUCCUGUUGUGCUGACACCCACUACGGUUCAAGUCACCUGGACGGUUGACCGCCAAUCCCAGUUUAUUCAAGGUUACCGAGUAAUGUAUCGCCAAACAUCUGGCCUACCUUCUCCAGCUGUAUGGCAGAAUUUGGAGGUUAAAGUCCCAACUGAGCGCAGUGCUGUUCUCGUCAGCUUGAAGAAGGGGGUCACUUAUGAAAUUAAAGUUCGCCCUUACUUCAAUGAAUUCCAAGGAAUGGACAGUGAAUCAAAGUCUGCUCGUACCACAGAAGAAGCUCCAAGUGCCCCUCCUCAGUCUGUUACUGUCCUGACAGUUGGAAGCCACAACAGCACAAGCAUCAGCAUCUCCUGGGAUCCUCCCCCUCCAGAUCACCAAAAUGGAGUCAUCCAGGAGUAUAAGAUCUGGUGCCUAGGUAAUGAGACUCGAUUUCAUAUCAACAAAACAGUAGAUGCAGCCAUUCGGUCUGUAGUAAUAGGUGGCCUAUAUCCAGGUAUUCAGUACCGCGUGGAAGUUGCUGCAAGCACCAGUGCAGGUGUGGGAGUAAAAAGUGAGCCACAACCCAUAAUAAUUGGAGGUCGUAACGAAGUUGUCAUCACUGAAAAUAACAACAGCAUAACUGAGCAAAUCACUGAUGUUGUCAAACAGCCCGCCUUCAUAGCUGGCAUCGGUGGUGCAUGUUGGGUAAUUCUGAUGGGUUUCAGCAUCUGGCUGUACUGGCGCAGAAAGAAGAGGAAGGGGCUCAGCAAUUAUGCUGUCACUUUCCAAAGAGGAGAUGGAGGACUAAUGAGCAAUGGAAGUCGACCAGGUCUGCUGAAUGCAAGUGACCCCAGUUAUCCUUGGCUUGCAGACUCUUGGCCUGCCACAAGUCUGCCAGUAAACAACAGCACUAGUGGACCAAAUGAUCUUGCCAAUUUCGGUCGUGGAGAUGUGCUGCCACCAGUGCCAGGACAAGGAGAUAAAACUGCUACUAUGCUUUCUGAUGGAGCCAUUUACAGCAGCAUUGACUUCACCACGAAGACUAGUUACAACAGUUCCAGCCAAAUAACGCAGGCCACGCCAUAUGCCACCACCCAGAUACUGCAUUCCAACAGCAUCCAUGAGUUGGCUGUUGACUUACCUGAUCCUCAGUGGAAAAGCUCAAUUCAGCAAAAAAAUGACCUGAUGGGAUUCGGUUACUCUCUCCCAGACCAAGGCAAAGGCAACAAUGGUGGCAAAGGAGGGAAAAAGAAGAAAAACAAAAAUGCUGCCAAGCCCCAGAAAAAUAAUGGUUCAAACUGGGCCAGUGUUCCCCUCCCACCCCCUCCCGUGCAGCCCCUUCCAGGCACAGAACUGGAACACUAUGGGGUGGAUCAACAAGAAGCAGGAUAUGACAGUGAUGGUUGGUGUCCGCCUUUGCCAGUUCAGACCUACCUACAUCAGGGCAUGGAGGAUGAGCUUGAAGAAGAUGAUGAUCGUGUCCCUACACCUCCUGUCCGAGGAGUAGCUUCAUCACCUGCGAUCUCCUUUGGGCAACAGUCGACUGCAACCCUCACACCAUCUCCACGAGAGGAGAUGCAGCCAAUGCUUCAAGCCCACCUUGAUGAAUUAACUAGGGCUUACCAGUUUGAUAUAGCAAAGCAGACAUGGCACAUCCAAAGCAAUACACAACCUCCUCAGGCUCCAGUUCCACCCCUAGGAUAUGUAUCUGGAAACCUUAUUUCAGAUUUGGAAACAGAUGUUCCAGAUGAUGAUGAUGACGAGGAUGAUAUUGAAGAAGAAACUGUAGAAAUCAGUAGGCCACUAAGAGGUCUAGAGCAUACUCCAGGCUCCAGUAUGGACAAUCUAGACAGCUCUGUGACAGGUUCAAUGGUAAAUGGAUGGGGUUCUGCGUCUGAUGAGGACCGUAACUUUUCUAGUCAUAGAUCUAGUGUAGGUAGCUCCUCAGAUGACUCGAUCUUUACCAGCGGCAGUUUUGCACAAGCACUGGUUGCAGCAGCAGAUAAAGCUGGUUUUAGGCUGGAUGGAACCAGCCUGACGAGAACAGGCAAAGCAUACCCUUCCUCUCAGAGACCUCGGCCGAGCAGUCCUUUUUCUACUGACAGCAACACCAGUGCAGCUGUCAAUCAGAGUCAGAGGCCGAGGCCCACUAAAAAACACAAGGGAGGACGGUUGGACCAACCCCCCUUGCCUCAUCGUAGGGAGGGAAUAACAGAUGAAGAGGCACUCGUACCAUAUAGUAAACCCAACUUCCCAUCCCCUGGUGGCCACAGCUCUUCAGGAACAGCUUCUUCUAAAGGAUCGACCGGACCUAGAAAAGGUGAAGUCUUGCGAGGAGGUCACCAACGCAAUGCCAGUGACCUUCUCGAUGUAGGCUAUGUGGGAUCAAACAGUCAAGGACAGUUUACUGGUGAAUUAUAGUAGUUGAGAAGACACAUUGCAAGCUGCUCUGAUGGACCAUCAGGUCUGAACUCAUGGAAGUGAUGACACUAAACAGUGCAAUGAACAUUUUCUUUAUUUAUGUACUAUUAAAAGAACUGUAAAUGCAAUGUAAAGACACACAGCCACACAUAUCCCACAGAUACUUUACUUGUGUUCUUCUCUUUAAUACACCAUCCACCUUAAACUAUUCCUUGUCAGGAGUAUAUAGAAAAGAAAGAAAAAAAAAAUCACCCUCCAGGAUGAAAAGGAUUUCCUUCUGUAUAUAAUUUCUUUCAUUGCAUUGCUAUGCAAGCUCACCUUCUUUUUAGCUAUGUUCAUAUUCAUGUCCGUUUUUAUUGGUCUGUUGUACUAUAUGUGAAUUAAUAGGCUGUGGUGCCAUAUAUUAACUUUUAAUUGUGUAACUUUUAUGUUUAAAGUUUGCACUGCAAUUUUAUUUGGUGAUAAGCACAAAACUCUACUCCUCAUGACAUGAAGAAAAAAAGAGACUGAAUGUGUGAAGAAGGUUUACGUACUGUAAGCUACUUUGGAUAAUGCUGGAUGUAAAGGAGUAUGUUAGGUGGUUUUCCAUUGGGGUGUAGAAAUGAGAAAGUGACAAGCAAAACUGCUGUCAGUGAAGACAUUAGAGACAGACUUAAAUCUUUUAAAACCAAGCAACAUAGUUGCUCUUCCUAUUUAAGAAGGGGUCAGAAGCUGGAAGUAUGAGAUUAAAGAGUGAAUAUGAAAAUUAAAGAGAGCAUGAGAUGGCCUAGACCCUUUCACUAGAACGAUGCCCUUAGUAUCUGUUUUUAGCCAUCCCAUGCCACUAAGUGAAAGGGAAGAAAAACAAAUCUUGCUAGAAACAAAAGAACUUAAGGUGUUUCACUAAAGCUGUUUUUAUAUUGCAGUUUUAAAAGAAUUAUUACCAUUAAUUUCUCCAAUCCAAAAUAUAAGGCAGAGAUUUCCCAGGAGAAACAAACAAUAUAAACUCAAGGAAUACUUAGUAAGUAGUUAAGGAUGCAAUCUAUUAUUAAGACAUAUUCAGGCUGCUUCCAAAAAAUUUAAAUGUCAGGGUAUAUUAUUUCAUCUUUCCAAUACAUGUACAGUUCAAUAGAGGAUAGAGCUGCACCACUGAAAUUCAUGACAUUAAUUGUUUUGAUGCAGUCUAAACAAACCUUUGUGUUGUGUUACCUGAAGUCUGCAAGAGCUGAAGCUGGAUCCACUAAAUUUUUAGUAAAAUGUUUAGUGUUUGGAAGGAAAGGAACUGUCAAAUUAUUUUCAACUUGCAUUAAGUACAUUUCUGGCAAUACAAUAUAUCCAAAAAGUUGGAUAUAAGCAAAGAAAAUCUUUCACCUGUGUUCUAGUGAGUGACUUCAAACCCUACUACGAUGAGGAAAUAACGCAUGUUUAUACACUUUUUGAAUAAACCAAACUCUGUAAGUGGACAUUAAUGACAGCAUCCUGUCUCUUCAUUAGUUUUCAUGACUUUGUCCAAAUCUUCUGUACCUCUCAAAUCUCAAUGAGUAAAUUGUCAGACUUUUCUUAGAAUAUUGUAUGUGGAUAGCCCACUCAUUUGAUGCUUAAUUUAAAUAUUGCAUCCUACAGCUUAUUUCUGUUAGUUAUCUGACCACGAACAUGUUUCCAUUUGAAUACCCUUUUCGUAUAACCAGUCUAUGUUGUUUUAUAUAUUGCCUUGGAGCUCACCAGUAUUAAGAACACUUUUAGUAAUGGCAGAAUUUUAGAAAAGAAAAUUACAGCGCUAAAUAUGUGUUGCUUUUCAUUUCAUUAACUUGUUCCAUGAUAAGAUAAAACACUACAGCCAUCAACUAUAACUCAGCACUAUUGAAUAUUAAAAAAAAAAUGCUAGUUAACUUCCUUAAGGUCAAGACUGUUAUUUAGCGGGUUACAAACCAAAAAAGUUGAGAAAAAAAUGUAUGCAUUUAUUUAUAUAUGUGACCAAUGAAUAUAUGUAAUUUUCCUGCUUGUUAAACUAUUAUAGUUAAAACCAUUACUUAAAAAUGUGCAAAAAUGUUCAAGCAAGAUAAAGAAGACAUCAUAUUUACAUAUAUAUGUUUUUUAGUUUGGUAUUAUCAUAUGAAGAGAAGACUAUUCAGAGUACAGUUCAAAUUUAAUUUUCUGGAAAAUGUUUAACUCAGUCACCAUAGAUUUUUUUUUUUCCUUUUAAUUCAAAAGCUUGUGCUGAGCUUUGGUGGAACACCUUACCCACUAUAUUCUAGUCAAAAUUCAGUAUCAUUAGACGUUGUUAAAGCCAUCCUAAUUACUUUCAAAUACGUGUUUUAUCUCUUCCACUGGAAAGUAAAUGUGUGUCAGUAUUAAAGCUGUGCAGUACCAUAAUAUUCACUAACUUGUCCAUCUGCUUCUGUACAUUUUUGUUCAUUAAUAAUUUGCUUACAAUAUUACAUAAGAUGUUGUUGUGUAUCGCAAAGUGUCUCCAUUAUCUUACAGGUGAUGUCUCUUCUUUUUUUUUUUCUCUCUCUCUUUUCUAUACAGUGUACUUCCAAUGAACCACAGUACAUAUUUUUUAAAAUGCCAUUUAAUUUACUAUUUUAAAAGAAGUAUUCUUCUUUUUUUUAAAAAAAAUUGAAAACAUUUAUUGUGAAUACUGUGUUUAAAGAAAAGGGAUGUUGUGGCAGCACUUAGAAUUGUUUUUUAAUUUGUUUUUUUAAAAAACUGUUUAUUGGCUACAGUUUGUUCACGAAAAAGUAUGACCUCUUAAUGUGUUUCAUUGGUAUUGUUAGUGCAGCAAAGUUUAAUUGGCAUAAAAAGUUGGUUAAUAGUACUGUUGAAGUGUGUAUUGUAUAUUUACUGGGGAAAAAAUAAAACAUAUUCACCUUUCAAAUCUAUGUUAAAAGACCUUGAGUAAGGAGUCAAUAUGUGAAAACCCAAACUGGGAAAAUCAGGCAAUAAUAACAUAGACUGAGCUAUAAUCAUCACUGUCCACUUACAGGUAACAAGGAACAUUUUAUACAAAGAUUUUUGAACUAUGCUAAGAGCUAAAUAGGCCAGUGGUAAACAUUACCUGUCUUAGGAAUUUCUGUGUAAGGUCCUGUUUAUAUUGGGAAUAGUUGUACCAAUGUAAUUACGCUGAUACAGCUAUUCUAGUGAUACAUCCUCUGCUUGUAGAUAUACUAUCUCACUGUACACUAAGGACUGCAAGUGCACAGCUUACUUUACUUAAAGCCCAUAAAGUAGUGGACCUGUAAAACCUGCAUUCAGUGGGUCUGAACCCUUGGACUUGGGGUUUUAUACUGGUGGAGAUACUGCCAAUCCAGUACAGAAUAUCCCCAGAAUGUGUAGAUAGAUGCUAGGUAAAUUUUCCUCAAUCCUUGAAUUGACUAUAUGCUCAAUUUUAAAUGCAGGAGGGCUGAAGGACCAAAUAAUAAAUUGUUACAUGUACUUCAGUGGUGUAUUGCUGUACGGGCAGCCAUAUCAGUGAUGCAAACAACAGACAUUUCUUUUUUAUUAGUUAUUAUUUCUCAAGUCCUUAUCCAAGUCAGUAAAUUGUUUGAAUAACUUUUGGUUGUCACCUGAAAUACAAGAGAAACACCGUUCCUUCAGAAAAGUACAAAAGAAAAGGAGCAUGGAGUGGUUUAAGUAUAUUGGUUUAACUAUGCACCAGUGCAAAAGGUAGAAAUGACUAUUUGAAAUAACGAUAUGCUGGUUUAUGCUUGUCUCAGCCCAUACAUUGCCAGCCAGGAGAAAAGGUAUAUACUAAGGCUGAGAAAGAGUCCUCACAACUGACAGAGGAAAGGUAAUUGGGUUAGGGAACAUUCUGGCAGGAACUUUUUUUUUAAAAAAAAUGAAGAUACGGGCAGCUCCUUUGGCUUUUCUACAAUUUAUGCAGUUUGGGUUUUUAUGAUUAAUAGCCUUGUGGAAAUUUAACAGGGGAGCUAGAAGGAAAGAAUAUACCUUCUUUUGUAAAGAUUGGGGGAAACUUGUUUGCAUAGGGGAGGAUUUUUUAAUUUCUUUUUUAUUUUUUGACACAUGUUUUGUGUUCCAUCUAUCUGGAACACAUUAGCGAAAAAUAAAUUAUUUUUGAAAACCAUGUGGGCAAUGGACAAUUCAUUUAGGAGGUACAUUCAAGUAGCAGGAAAGAUGGCAAAGAGCAAUACUAAAAAACAAAAGAACACAUACACUGCCUUAGAAUCAGCCAAGCCCACUACAGUUUCACAUGUAAUUCUGAAGUAUGUUGAUAAUAUAUAUAAGCUUCAUUGCUUUUGGUUUCCACACCAAAAUAAAGUACCAAAAGUCCAUAGGAGGCCUAAAUCCUCAGGACAUGAAAUCUGGCACUUUAUUUUAAUGUGUGAUUAAUCCAACCUGGUGGGACUGGAGUAUGUUCAGAGUGUCCAAGCCACCAGCCUUGGCUGCUGGCACCCCAGCAAUCUCCAGAUAGGAAGCACAUGUGGCUUCAGGCUCAGUGGGUUUCAGUAGAUCCCCUUGCUAGACACCUUGUCAGGCAUCACGUUUGUCGAGGAAGGUACGUCACAAAGGAUGGAAUUUUUCAAGGCAGGGAAGGUCUCUGAUGAGUUAGGCAUUGUGGUGGUACACACAGAGACCACUGAGUCAGGCACAUCUCAUGUUUUGGAACUGCCCUCCCCAGUCCUUGUCUCGAUGCCAUCCUGCUAUGGUCUGGCUACUCGGUUCUGCUGCUGUUCCCUGGAUGUGGGAUGCCUGGCAUGGCAGGGUGCAAGAGAAGAGGUGUGGUGGUGCUGGGGGACAUGUAAUGCUCUGCAUGCAAUGAGUGCCUGGAUAUAUGCCCUGUUAGUUAAGAGGAGACUGAGGAAUACAGUAGAGCAGUGGUCCCAAACAUCUGCUGUACUGUUUCUAGGUCGUUUUUUGCUUCUGUUUCAGACCGACCUCUUGCCCUACCAACUGCUCCUCCACCCAAAAUAGCAGGUACAACUUAGAGACACCUCAUGGCACCCAGAGGAGAUGUAGGGCAAUGCCUACAUGCUGUGGAUGUGGACUGGAAAUCUGGGGAGAGCUAGCUCUGAGCUCAAGUGUCAGUGUGAGAACCAGGCUAGAACUCUCUAGCCUGCCUUUAUUUAACUGUGUAGCUACAUCCGGGAACAUCCCAGCAGGAAAUAAGUUCCUAUAGUGCACCUCAGCAUUGCAGUGUCUUCUCUGGCAUGUGACUUCUCAUUUUCUGUCUUAGACCAUCCUGAGUUUGAUGGCAGUUUCUCACCACGGCCUGAGGACUGAAAUUGCUUACACUGACAUUUAAGCAAGUGAAGUUAUUCCUGUCUCUGCAGCAAAAUGAAAAAAAAAAAAUACACCCAACAAACAAAUAAAAAAACCCAAACAACCAAAAACCAACAACCCACCAAACCCCCAAACC
Messenger RNA from Calidris pugnax (ruff), 9801 nucleotides. It is a transcript of the gene ROBO2, whose product is annotated as roundabout guidance receptor 2. Bases 42 to 4445 code for a protein of 1467 amino acids. The transcript is spliced from 28 exons. NCBI's taxonomy places the organism in Eukaryota, Metazoa, Chordata, Aves, Charadriiformes, Scolopacidae. Gene Ontology annotation, molecular function: protein binding. The record is from RefSeq and is a predicted model, not a curated record.